Geodia barretti is the source of this 1068-nucleotide messenger RNA. NCBI's taxonomy places the organism in Eukaryota, Metazoa, Porifera, Demospongiae, Tetractinellida, Geodiidae. The record is from the annotation of a GenBank genome assembly.
AUGAACACCCUCGACGCGAUGGUUGAAUUUGGGCACGAGCAAGUAGCGAUGUACAGCGACCCGGAAACCGGAUUGCGGGGAAUCAUCGCCAUCCACGACACCACAUUGGGCCCGUCUUGCGGAGGCACCCGCAUGUGGCCUUACGAGAGCGAAGCGGAAGCCCUGGCCGACGCACUCCGGCUGUCGCAAGCCAUGACCUACAAGUCAGCCGCGGCGGGACUCAAUCUGGGCGGCGGCAAGGGCGUAAUCAUCGGCGAUUCCCGCACCCAGAAAACCGAAGCGCUGUUGCGGUCCUGGGGUCGUUUUGUGGAUACGCUGGGCGGUCGCUAUCUAACCACCACCGACGUAGGAACGGUCGGGCGCGAUCUCGAAACCAUCCGCCAGGAAACUCAACACGUGGUUGGACUGGAUGUAACGCUGGGCGGCAGCGGGGAUACGUCCAUAAUGACCGGACUCGGCAUCUACAUGGGGAUGAAAGCCUGCGCCUCCGAAGCUUGGGGCGCCGACUCCCUCCGCGGGCGCACCGUCGCCAUGCAGGGCUUUGGCAAGGUUGCAUCGCACACGGCAGAACACCUGCUGGAAGAAGACGCCAGGGUUUUCGCCGCCGACAUCAGUGAGGGGGCGUUGGAUAGGGCGCGCAGCAUGGGCGUACAGGUCGUGGGCGUUGACGAAAUACCCGGCAUGGAAUGCGACAUUUUCGCCCCGUGCGCCCUUGGCGGCGUUAUCAACCACAAGACCAUCAAACAACUGCGUUGCCAAAUCGUGGCGGGCGGCGCUAACAACCAGCUGGCAACCCCGGAAGACGGGGAAACCCUGCAUCACCGGGGCAUCAUUUACGCUCCGGACUUUCUGAUUAAUGCCGGAGGCGUCAUCAACGCCGCCGCGGAGAUUGGACAGACCUACAAUCCGGAACGGGCGCGCCAGCAAACGGAACGCAUCUACGAGAAGAUGGCCGAGGUACUGGCCACAUCGCGCAAAAAUGAGAUGUCCACCGCCAAAGCCGCCAAUAUGCUCGCAGAAGCCCGGCUGGCCUCAGUACGCAAGGUGCGCGGUAUCUACCGCAAGUAA